Messenger RNA from Paramecium tetraurelia, 1734 nucleotides. RefSeq lists its product as uncharacterized. The transcript is spliced from 7 exons. Lineage: Eukaryota; Ciliophora; Oligohymenophorea; Peniculida; Parameciidae. The record is from RefSeq and is a predicted model, not a curated record.
AUGCCAGAAUCAUAAUUGGGAUCGGUUAGAAUGAGGCCCUCAUAAAUUCAAAUAGAAGACGAUUAACAAGCGUCAACUAGAAGAAGAAAUUUUUUAUCUCCAACAUUUAGUCAAAAUCUACCCCUUUUUAGAGAAUUACAAUCGAGAUAAGCUUAAAAUAGGGAACAAGAUUACACAAACAGCAUCAUUACUCUUACAGAUGACAAGGUUAUCUCUUGUCAUGCUUAAAUGAUCAAGUCUCUUAUGUUCAAUCUAUUCCUACAAGCGUUUUUCGUAAAUUAUUUCACUUAUAUGCAUUGGAAAUACAGUCAUCGAUACGUGCUCUUAUAAUUGUGGAUUUAGGACUUAAUAACAAUUUUUAUUCUGAUAUACUAUAACUAUAGAAAAGGAGAUGAUUGUAUUUGGCAACUUAUAGAAACUAUGUUUCUAUUCUUCUUUAAAGUAUGCAUCAAUGUUUAUUAGAUCUUUAUUGUGUUUUAUUAUGAGGUGUAAGAAUUUAAAAUCUAUUUCAUCACUAUUAUGAUGUUAGCAGUUUCAUCUUUACUCCUGAUUAUGAAACUAGUCUAAAAAAUUAAAACUCCAACAAAGACUAGUACUGCUUUAAUUUUAUAAUUCCUAAAAACUAUGUGUUGUCUUUAACUAUUGUUAAUUACACUCAAAUGGGAAUCAAAAAUAUCUUGGUCAUGGAUCUAGAUCUUUCUCUUGCUAUGGGUGUUUCUUGUAGUUUGUGCAUUAUUGUUAUUUAUCUCAUUUGUCAGUUGCAUUGAAACAUUAGUCAAUAUCAUCAAAAAAAAAUAACAAUGUCAUUACUGUAUAUAUUUAAAGUAUUCUUUAGUGGCAGGCAACCUAUGGAUAUUUAUAAUGCUUAUAGGGUUUACAUUGUUUCCUUUUUUAUUCAUACUAAGAACAGCUGAAUUUUAUGAGGGAAAUCAAUUAAUUAGCCUUACUGAAACUGCUAAAUAUAUAGUUGUGAUCACUUUGUUUUCAUUAUUUCUUCUCAUCUUUACUCUAUGUUUCUACAGAUAAAUUAAAGCUUACUUAAAAGAUGUUUAAGGUAUCUAAGACUAAAAUGAUAUUGAUUAAUAACAAACUGUACAAUCUCCAAAUUCUAGAUAACUUAAUUCUCCCCAUUAAUCCAAAAAGCUGGAAUUUAUAAAGUUAGGAAUACCUUUAUAUCUGAUAAAAUUAUCUUGUACUUACUUUGCUGUUCUUGACAAACCUUCUUUUGAUUUCAAAAAACGACAAAAAUCUCAUUAAGAAUUAGAAUCAGGUAGAUCAAAUCUUUAGGGUUCAACUGUGAGAGAAACUUGGAAAAAAAUACUCUAAAAACCUGCAGCCAGUAAUUCCAUGAUUAUAAAUAAAAAAAAAGAUGAACUUGAUUUAGAUAUUUAGAAACCUGCUAUUACUGAUAAUGUAAAAAUAAAAAGAGAAGAAAUUACGGCCACCGUUUCAAAAUAAGAAUAAGAAGAGGAACCCGUUCGCUCUAUCAAAUCAAUUAAAUCAGAUGGUGAAUCAAGUGUAAAUCAAGACAAAUGUCUGGUUUGCUAUGAAAAUAUUCCAAAUAUAGUAUUUGUACCCUGUCGUCAUGGAGGCAUUUGUUAACAGUGUGCUGAAGAUGUUAUAUAAAAAUCAAAUGAAUGCUAUUUAUGCAGAAAAACUAUAAGCCAAAUUUUGAAAGUGUAAAAAAAUGGAAACAAAUAAUUGGAAGUCUAGGAAGCAUCAAUGUUGGGCUGA